AUGGUUCAUCCAGAUAGCACGCUCGACCCGAUCUUCUUGAAAAGUAUUGUCCAGAGCUGUCAAAUCUCGAGCCGAGUUUGCAAGGCACUCUCAGCAAAAGGCCUGGACGACCAACCUACCAAGCUGCUAGAAAUCGUUGCGAAGUACAACCAGGAGCUGUUGUCGUGGGAAAGUUCUCUACCCGCAGAAAUGCGACCGAGGAUUUGCUACAAAUACAUUGAGAACGUUCAACUCUCAAGGUCAUUGGGCAUCAUCUUGCUACAUUGCUCCUUUUACGACCUCUCAAUGGUUCUAAACGCGCCUUUAGCCUAUCCAUGGAUCAAAAGUGCUUUCGGCACAACCCCCAAAAGUGACUUGGAGAGAAAGAUUGAUGCACAAAUCAGUGAAAGCUCGGCGACAGUGGUGGAAUCCGCGAGAAAGAUCAUCAUUAUGACCAGGCACUUUGAUCUAAACGGAGCAAAUACGCAUGCGUUCAUGUUGCACUACCCAAUGCACGCUUUCAUAAAUUUAUUCAUUCACGUCCUGAAAAAUCCAGCAUCUACUUCGACUCGAUCAGACAUGGCAUUAUUGGAUGUUGCUGCCGGCUACUUCGGGCAGCUGGAUUUCCUCACUGGGUCAAAAUUAGGAUUCCCUUUUGCUCGAGACAUUACAGCAUUUGCCCGGCAGGCAGUUGACAACUAUCCAGAUCGCCGAUUUCCAAAAUAA
Messenger RNA from Exophiala aquamarina CBS 119918, 705 nucleotides. RefSeq lists its product as uncharacterized. The record is from RefSeq and is a predicted model, not a curated record. Lineage: Eukaryota; Fungi; Ascomycota; Eurotiomycetes; Chaetothyriales; Herpotrichiellaceae. The transcript is spliced from 2 exons. The coding region runs from base 1 to 705 and encodes 234 amino acids.